This is a messenger RNA of Puccinia graminis f. sp. tritici CRL 75-36-700-3, 955 nucleotides long. RefSeq names its product guanine nucleotide-binding protein subunit gamma. The transcript has 4 exons. Gene Ontology annotation, molecular function: G-protein beta-subunit binding. Bases 129 to 377 code for a protein of 82 amino acids. The record is from RefSeq and is a predicted model, not a curated record. Gene Ontology annotation, cellular component: heterotrimeric G-protein complex. Gene Ontology annotation, biological process: G protein-coupled receptor signaling pathway. NCBI's taxonomy places the organism in Eukaryota, Fungi, Basidiomycota, Pucciniomycetes, Pucciniales, Pucciniaceae.
AACACUCAACCACCACCAACCUGCACCUUCGCAAUCGCCAUCAAUUAAUCGGGAAAUUUAUCAACACCAGCUCAUUCGACUGACUAACACCUUUCCGAGAGACUUCAGGCCACUCCAAUCCUUCCACCAUGCUGUCGCGUCCUCAAAAACAAUCCAUGUCCGAAUUGAAGCUCCGUAGACUUACAGAGCACAACCAACGUCUCCGCGAAGAUCUCGAACGUCCCCGAAUCCGAGUCUCCGAUGCCAGUGCGAAUCUAAUUCGGUUCUGUAAAACCACUCGAGAUUAUCUCGUGCCAUCUGUCUGGGGGCCCCUCGGCAAGAGCGAAGAUCCUUACGCCCCUCAAGCCGCUGGUGCCAGUUGUUGCUCGGUGGUUUGAGUCCGCUUUCCAUCCAGUUACUCACGCAUCAUAUCGGAGUCUAAUGUUGUUCGGAAAUCCAUUACGGUCUCAUUUCUCAAGGAAUUGACGAGUUGAAUCACCUUUGACGCGAAAGGAUAUCAUAACCGCUAGCAGUAUACUCAUUUCCCUUCCAACUGUUCCACUUGAUCUGGAACGUCACUUUCACCUUUUCUUUACCCUGUUGAUCCUUUUUCUUCUUCAUCCAACCUGUUCUGCCUUGUCCAUUGGUUCUAUCCUUUUGCCUAUCACCAGUUCGAAAAUCUAUGUCGUUUCUCGUAUGUACUUCAUCCCUUUUGUGUUAAAGCAAAUUUGAUUCUCCCUUGUAAGCAAAGUGGCCACUCAUUUUUCCUCAAAAUGAACACUUGUUUCCCUUUUUCUCUUUCUUUUCUUUCCUCUAAACCGGGAACAUGGUACCAAGACUGUCGUCGCCAAUUGAACUUCAUGAGUCCUUAACGUGCUUGGUGUUGUACGUGUAAAUGUUUUUGCUUUUCAAGGCGCAUCACAUCAUCAUCCAAUUCGGACACAAAACCGAGCAAACAGGACCCUGGAAACCCCCG